UUGACGCGCUUCACAAAGCUCUCGGCCGCAAUGCCCAAGGUAACUAUCGUUGGAGCCGGCAUCGUCGGCAUGGCCGUUGCCAGUAUGCUCUCUAGAUUUCACGAAGUCACGAUCGUUGCGCGAGACUUGCCCGGGGACUCCCCGAGCCAUCAGUGGGCAUCCCCAUGGGCAGGUGCAGUGUUUCUCGGUCUAGAUGGCUCAACCGCAGCCGAGCAGAAGAUGCAGAGGGAUGCGUUCGCUUUCUUGUGGGCUCUGGCAGACUCGAACCCUGAGUCAAGCGUCAAGAGAAUCGAGAUGAUUGACCUCCAAGAGGCGACCACUAUCGACAAGAUCUGGUACAAAGACCUGAUGCCCGGGUUCAGAGCCAUGCGUCCAGAAGAGCUACCCCAGGGUGUCGUCUGUGGGAUGAGCUACAAAACCGUUGUUCUCACCCCCACGACGUUCCUUCCUUGGCUAGCGCAGCAGUUGAAAGACAGAGGCGUGGUGUUCAUGCGCCAGAAUAUUGAAUCCCUCUCUGAUCUGAAGCACCUCAACCACGACGUUCUGGUCAACUCUACCGGCUGCGGUGCUAGGUUCCUGCAUGACGUCCGCGAUGAAAGCGUGCAAGAGGUCCGGGGCCAGACGAUCUUGAUCAAAACGGAUUUUGACAAGAUUCUAAUGCGCCAUGGCAAGGCAUACACAUAUGUCAUUCCUCGACUAGAUGGCACUGCUAUCCUGGGUGGAAUCAAACAGGUCAACAACACUGACACCGCUAUUGACCUGGACAUCAGAGACGACAUCCUAAGACGUGUGCACGAGAAUGCUCCAUCAGUAUUCAGGGACAACAAGAUCGAAAACGUCGAGAUCAUACGGGAUAACGUCGGGUUCCGCCCGGCUAGGACUGGAGGAGUGCGGGUAGAGAAGGAGAAUCUGGACGGCCAGAGUGUCGUUCACGCCUACGGGACUGGCGGUGGCGGCUACGUGUUCAGUUUCGGCGUUGCCAGGGCAGCGGGCACUUUGGUCAAUGAUUUCGUGUUCACCACCUCACGAGCGAGGCUUUAA
Colletotrichum karsti is the source of this 1041-nucleotide messenger RNA. Its product is annotated as putative fad dependent protein. NCBI's taxonomy places the organism in Eukaryota, Fungi, Ascomycota, Sordariomycetes, Glomerellales, Glomerellaceae. The transcript is spliced from 8 exons. The record is from RefSeq and is a predicted model, not a curated record. Gene Ontology annotation, molecular function: D-amino-acid oxidase activity; FAD binding.